Molecule: messenger RNA, 3040 nt
Organism: Leptidea sinapis
Lineage: Eukaryota; Metazoa; Arthropoda; Insecta; Lepidoptera; Pieridae
Product: transcription initiation protein SPT3 homolog
Exons: 1
Coding region: 148-1089 (313 amino acids)
Biological process (GO): transcription by RNA polymerase II
Molecular function (GO): transcription coactivator activity; protein heterodimerization activity
Source: RefSeq, a predicted model, not a curated record
CCUAGGUACCAAAGCAUAAAGUAGGCAUUUUCAAUUUUCAUUAAUCAUUUUUUAUUUUGAAUUUGAAAUCUUAUGUCAAGACUGAUGGGCUUUUCCAAAAAUUAAGGCUUCAGAUAUUGUUUUUGGACUUUAGUCAAGAAAUAAAAUAUGGUGUCUUACUUUACAAUAGAUGCCACGGGAGAAGUUACCAAUUUUCAAAAAGAAAUUUCGAAUAUGAUGCAUGGUUUUGGAGAUAAUCCAAACCCAAACGCUGCAACAGUGGUGUUAGUUGAAAAUAUUGUCCUUCAACAAUUACGUACUAUGCUACAAGAAGCCUUAAAUAAUUCCAUUAGUCGAGGAGCAAAAGUUAUUACUAAUUUUGAUUUUAUUUUUUUGAUGAGGAAAAAUCCAUUAAAGUUAAAACGGUUGCACGAUUAUCAAAUUAAAUUAAACACAAUCGAAAAAAGUCGUCAAGCUACUGUUAGCACACCCACAGAAAAUAUUAUGCCCGCUUUAUUAGACGAAGAAAAGGACCCUCUUCGGAAGAAGAGAAAUCACAUUGAUAUAAUUAAAGACAUAGAUGAAGCUGAUGAAGUAAGUCAAAUAAAGUUUGAUAGCAUUGAUUAUUUACGAAAAGUAAGAGCAGCUAAGCUUACAGAGUCAAUGUCCUUUGAGAAGUAUGAGGCGUAUCACAAGGCCCGGUGCAGUUCAUUUAGAACAGGCUAUGGUAUGACUAAAGGUUAUCAUAAAUUAGAAAACUGGAUUAAUCCAACAAAGGAACUAAAAUUAACGCAUUCUGCCUUAGAAGUGCUGUGUUUCUUGGCUUAUGAAACUGUUGCUGAGAUUGUUGAUGCCGUAUUUUUAAUUCGCCAGGAUAGUAAAAAGAAGUCUGGAGAUCCCUUCAGUAAAUUUGAAGGUGGAUAUUUUUGCAAUCCCUUAAGUUUGGGUAAUGCAGUUUACAUCAAGUCUGGAUAUGAAGGUGUACCAGCUAUUACUGUAGCAGAAAUAAGAGAAGUUCUUCGAAGAUAUUUCACUCCAAAAGUAGGGAUGAAUGGCUUAUUCUACAGAAAUAUGAGUAAUGAUUUACCAGUGAGAUACAUAGCAAUAUAGAUCCAUGAUAGUUUUACUGAGUUUGUAGGAAAAUUCUCCUGGAAAUUCUAAUAACCUUCAAAAAACAAAGGAUCAAGUUACAUCCUUUAAAAAUGUAUAUCUAUAGAUAUGGAAAUAACUAUAGAUGAUUAUAAACUUUUAAAAUACAAUACCAUUUUUACUUUUAAUUAUAACAUAAAUUACAUGAAAAUAUAUAUACUUACAACAGAAAUUUUUUGAUCUUGUAACAAUUAAUUGGUUAUAGUGGUAACUCACUAUAUAUAUCUUGAAAUUUUUCAUUGUUUUUAUAUAAAUGUGCCAAAUAUUAGUAUUGUUCUAUUGUGGAUUCUACAUAUUAGGUAAUAUAAUUUAUUCCUUAAAGAAAUAAGUGUUACAUAUAUAUAUAAGUGUAUAUAAGUGUAACAGUACUGCAAUUGUAUGGUUUCAAUAUGUGGGUGCUGCUGUAUAUAUAAAAAGAUAAGACAUAAGAUCCAUUUAUAUGCAAAUGAUACAGACCUAGUACCUAUUUUCUUGUAAUGCUGAGCUAGCCAUUUGGUGGAGCUACGCCACUUGGGCCAAUUUUUGUUCUAACCUUUGUAGUGCAAGUGUAUUUUCAGUAUUGCUAUAAAAUGUCAUAUUUAUUAGUCAGAUUUAACAGAUAUUAAAAUAUUAACAUUGUUAAACUAUGUAAUGUACAUUUCUAAAAUAAGAAAUAGCAAACUCAUGAAGUUUUGUAUCAUACACUAAUUUUAAUUUAUCAUUCUUUAAUAACAAACUUGCAUCUAUUUUAAAUAUUGACUCAUCCAUGUUUAAUCAUUUCUUUAGCUAUAUUUUAUAUAUGUCAUAGAAUAAGAAGAAAAUAACAAAAAACUUAUUUGUUCAACUUUUAUGCAUCCCCAUGGAUUUUAUUUGGAGUCAUUGAGUGACUCCCUCAUAUCAGUGCUUUAAGUCAUGCAAGGGACAAAUAUUUAGAACACAAACAAACAAGUGAAUCUUUUAAAUAUUUUUAUUUAACAAACAAAUUUUUACAUAAAAAAUAAAAUGUCUUACUAAAUAAAUAAUAUCAAAAAUACAUCACAGUCAAAACAAUGGUAUCUUAAAUGUAAUAUCUGAACCUGAAACAAAUUGAGUUAUAUUCAUAUAAGUACUAAAAAUGGGUGACUUAGGGCCAGUUUGAAUCUGAUAUUAGAUAACUGAUCCUGAUUUGCAUUUUAAAACACUUGUCUGUCACAUAUUAGUAGUAUCUAGUAUAUUAGAAAUGACAUCAAAAAGAAUUCUUAAUUCUUUUAUGUCUUUCAUAUUAAUUAAUACCAAACUAUACAAUAGCAAUAUGUCUUUCCCUAGGUGUUAUGCAAAAAAAUAUCACCAAAACAGAUUGAUUAAUGAAAUGUCAAUGUCUGUAUCAGGUGGUAUUUGUGAGUAAUAUAAUUUAAUCAAUAAUAUGAAUAGUAAAGGAUUGCAAUAUUCAGAAAAGUAGAAGCACCAGUAUUUAUUUUUUAUUAUAAUUGGUCACUAUUAGAACGGAUCUAUUUAAAAAUAAAUAAACUGAAAGACUGAUUUUAAAAUUUUAAACAAUUUCAUCUAAUGAAAGGGUCAAUAUCAAUAUCAGUUAUAGUAUUUUUUAGCUUCAUACAAAGUUGAUUUAAGGAAAAUAGACAAUUAUUUUGUAUUUCAUGAUUUGUGUAAUUUACAUUUCACUUCUUUACACAGGGUUCCUAGGAAAGUACUCACCUAGGAACUUGUAAUACUUUGAUGUAUUUUUAUGCUGUGAAACAGGAAUGUAGCUAGCGAAACUACUGGGCUAGUGAGCCUUGACAACUUGUAUGUCUCAAUAUAUAUAUGAGUAUAUUGUCAACUAAUAACUAAGGACAAAAGAGGCCACAGAAUAGUCUGCUUCCCCAAGUAUAAAAAUGACUAAUUCAUCCAUCUUUAAUAUAAAUAAUAAUUAAUAAAAAAAUAUGUACUUUUUAAU